Coturnix japonica (Japanese quail) is the source of this 4155-nucleotide messenger RNA. RefSeq names its product cilia and flagella associated protein 57 (gene CFAP57). Gene Ontology annotation, molecular function: protein binding. Lineage: Eukaryota; Metazoa; Chordata; Aves; Galliformes; Phasianidae. The record is from RefSeq and is a predicted model, not a curated record.
UGUAGGGACGGGCUCACCUCCGAGUCCGACAGCGAGGAGUCCUCGGAAUCCGAGCAGUCAGACCCCGAGCUGUGCCGCUCCAUGCCGGACCGCUCCAUGCUGCCGCUCCUUCUACCGCCGCUUCCGGGCACACACAAGCGCACUGUCGUCACAUCCGUCAGCCUCGGAGCCGCGGUUGCUACGGGGACGGCGUUGGCGUCAUGGCGGAGCCGGAGGCGGCGGCGGAGGUGGAGCCGGUGGCCGUUUUCGGCUGCAGGCCCGGGGUGUCCGGCGGCCUGUGCUUCCUGGAGGAGCAUCUGGUGCUGCACGCGGCGGGGGCGGCCUGUGCGCUGUUCCACACCGAGCACAGAUGGCACAAGUUCAUCCCAGGCCGCGACAAGAGCCAGGGUGUGCGGGCGCUGGCCGUGAGCAGCAGCGGGCGGUACAUGGCCGUGUCCGAGACGGCGGAGGAGGAGCCCACCCUGACGGUGUACGAGAUGACGGCGGCGCCGCCGCGGCGGCGGAGAACAUUGACGGCCGCAGAGCUGCCGGUGAGAGAAGUGGCGGCCUUGGCCUUCUCCCCGGACGGCCGGCACCUGGUGGCUCUCACCGAACCUCCCGAGGCGCAUCUCGUCCUGUGGCUGUGGGAGAAGCAGCAGCUGCUGGCCGUGCUGCGCCUCGAGGACAAGGGCAGCGGCGUCUGCCAGGUGAGCUUUAGUCCUCAUGACAACACACAGAUUUGUUUGACUGGAAAUGGCUUUUUUAAACUCUAUAAAUACAGUGAAAGGACUUUGAAGCAGACAAAUCUACAAAAGGGAGAGCCACCGAACUACUUGUGCCAUGCCUGGCUGUCUGAGGGAGAAAUCGUAUGUGGCACUGCCACGGGCAAACUUUGCCUCUUUGAAACUGGAGAGCUGCUCUGGCAGAUAGAUGUAGGGUAUAGAAAACCACCCAAGGAACUACAAGAAGGCAAAAAAGAUGAUGAGAGCUAUUCUGAUGUCCCUAGUGAAUCGACCUCUGAAGACAGUGAUUCACUACAGGAUAUACCGCCUCAAAUAUCUGCAGUUGCAGCUUAUUCCAAAGGCUUUGCAUGUUCGACUAGCCCAGGGGUUGUUCUUAUGUUUGAGAAGACCAACGGUAACGGUGCCUACAAGGAGAGUCAAGAAAUCUGGCUUCCUCAGGACCUGUUCACCACUGUGCCAAAGCCAUUGAGGAGACAGGACAUUAUAUGUAUAUGCUUCAGCCCCUCUGAGAAAACAAUGGUUGCUAGCACAAAUAAAAAUCAGCUUUAUAUGUUUACUAUGCCCACCACAGAUUAUUUGAAGGAAGAAUCAAGUCACUUUGAGUAUCUACAUUUCCCAUUACAUUCUGCUGAAGUCACUGGUCUGGACACCUGUAUUCGGAGACCCAUUGUUGCUACUUGUUCCGUGGACAAAUCUGUUCGUGUCUGGAAUUACAAGACAAACACUUUGGAGCUGUAUAAGGAGUUCUGGGAGGAAGCAUACACAGUAGCACUUCACCCCACUGGCCUUUUCUGUUUGGUUGGGUUUUCUGACAAACUCCGAUUUAUAAGUCUGCUAUAUGAGGGCAUGAAUGUUUUCAAGGAUUUUCCCGUGAGAGAGUGUAAAGAGUGCUCAUUCAGUAACGGAGGCCAUCUUUUUGCUGCAGUUAAUGAAAAUGUGAUUCAAGUUUAUUCCUGUACCACCUUUGAGAAUGUUAAUAAUUUAAAAGGACAUAGCGGGAAGAUACGUGCAGUUAAAUGGAGCACAGAUGAUUCAAAAUGUUUCUCCUGUGACACGCACGGUGCUGUGUAUGAGUGGAACUUAUCAACAGGCAAAAGGGAGAUGGAGUGUGUGACCACAUCCUGUAUCUACAGCAGCAUUGCCCUGCAUUCUGAUUCCAAGCUCGUCUUUGCUGUUGGAUCAGACCAAACUCUCAAAGAAAUUUCCGAGUCUUCGGUCCAGCAUGAAGUGCCUGCUUUUGAUGCUGUUUAUACUGCAGUAGCUGUUUCUCAUUCUGGUGACAUGGUAUUUGUUGGUACAUCUCUGGGGACAGUACGAACUAUGAAGUACCCAUUAACUUUGGGCAGAGAGUUCAAUGAGUAUCAAGGCCACUCGAGUGCUAUUACAAAGAUGUCUGUAACAACUGACGACCUAUUUCUGCUGACCGCCUCAGAAGAUGGCUCUCUAUUCUUCUGGAAAAUAUAUAGUAAGAAAGGAAAGAUGAUGAAAAGAGAAAAGGAAUUUGAAUAUGCUGAGGAGGUGCUGAUCAUGAAAUCUGAUAUAGAAGAGAAGAGUCGGGCAAUGCUAGACCUGCAGAUUCGUGUGAGCGAGCUACAGACAGAAAACGAUUACCAGUUACGUCUCAAGGACAUAAGUUAUACUGAAAAAAUAAAGGAAUUAGAAGAGACUUUCACUCAGGAACUAGAAUCCCUUAAAAACAAACACCAGAAUUUACAGGCAGAGAAAGCCAAUGAGGAAACGCAACACCAGCUUCAGCUAUCUGAGCUGCUGAAUAAACAUGCCAAGGAGUUGAGAGACCUAGAAUCUGACAGUAACCAGAAACUGAUGAUGGAAAAUGAGAAAUACCAGGAGCUACAAGUAACCUCCCAGAGGAUGCAAGAGGAUUACGAGAAACAAAUGCACAAUUUGCAGGAAAGCAAAAAUAAGGCUCUGGAAGAGCUAACUGAUUAUUAUGAGGAGAAACUUAAUGAGAAAACUCUUCUGUUGGAGGAGGCAGAGGAGGAUAUGAGGAAACAGAUUGAAGAAGAUGAAGAUCGAGAAAUUCAGGAUAUCAAAAUUAAAUACGAGAGACAGCUUGUAGAAGAAAGGGAAUCAAAUAUGCAUCUAAGAGGAGAAGUUGGAGUCAUGAAUAAAAGGUUGAGCAGCCUACAGAAGGAGCUCAAAGAACGAAACAAUGACAUUGAGGACUUGAAAGUGGAACAGCAGAAUCUGCUUGGUGUAAUUAAGUCACUGGAGAAAGACAUCUCAAUGCUGAACUCAAAUAUUGAACAGAGAACUAAUACUAUUCAGGAAAAGGAGAAGGAUAUAUAUGACCUAAAAAAGAAAAACCAGGAAUUGGAAAAGUUCAAGUUUGUACUGGAUCACAGAAUAGAGCAGUUCAAAAAGCAAAUAGAAUCACUUGAAAAUGAUAUCAAAAUAAUGAAGGAGCAGAUCCAGGAGAUGGAGAGAGAACUGGAACAACUCCACAAGGAGAACACACAGCUGAAACUAAAUAUCGCACAAUUGCAGCAGAGACUAAAAGCAACCGAUAACGAGUUGCACAAAGAGAGGCGAAAGAAGCAAAACAUGGAAACUCUCAUCAAACGAUUUAAAAUGGAUCUUCACAAUUGCGUGGGCUUCAUUCAGGAUUAUAAAAAACUGAAGGCUGGGAUCCGUGAGCUCUACACCAAGUAUGUGCAGCAAUUGGAAACGGUAGAGAUGGAAGAAAUAGACACUGAUUUGCAGCAGGAGUACGUAAGACAACGAGAAUAUCUUGAGAGGAAUUUAGCAGCUCUAAAAAAGAGGCUGGCGAAGGAUCAGGAAACGCACCAAGCUGCUUACAUGCGCAUCAUGCAGGAAAAUGUGAGUCUGAUUAAGGAAAUUAAUGACUUGCGACAAGAACUGACAGUGGCUCAUGCCCAGGUUCAUGACCUCCAGUCAGCACUAAAAUUAACCAAGAAGAAGCAAGCAAUUCAAGACACGGCUCCCUCCAUUGAAGUGCUGCCAAGCCCAGCUGUGCUAAGGUUGAAUGAGCAGAAGGAAAAUGAGAAAAUCAUAGAAAUGCAACUGCUUGAAAUCCAACAUCUACGAGACCAAAUUCAAGAGAAGGGGCAAGGCCUGGAAGCUCAGCCUCUGUUCCACGGAAUGCUUCCUAAGCUGAGUCUGGAAAGAAGCCACAAGACACAUCAAAACUGACCUGGUUCAAGGACACCUUAUGUUAUUAUAUUCUCCUGGCAAACUCAGAAAUCCAUCAGCAUAGAUUAGACUUCCACUCUCACUAGAAGAAUUCCUGUAGCACUCACUGCUCAGAACACAAGACACCAGCCUUUCCUACUUCUUUCUUUCCUGCCCUUUCCAUGAGUACUGUCCUCUCAGUUAAGAACGCGUGUUCUGAAGUCUUUCUGCUGCCGGGGAGCCAAGAGAAAAAAAUAAAUAUAUUUGUGUUAGAGCAAGA